CUGGGCACACAGCACACCCUGAGAGGUUUAGAGAGCGCCAAAACCACACUGCCACUUCUGCCACUCGCAAACAAAUCCAAAACAGACUUUUGAGCGUAAAGAUGCCACUUUCAACCAGCUCCACGUCCUCCACGAAGAGCGUCCGCAGAGCAGCAUCCGAGCUGGAGAGAUCUGAUUCCAUCACGAUGUGUCGUACGGUUUACCUUGAUUGCAUUGCCGAUCUAAUGCGCGUUUGGAGAUGUAAAGCGCACCCAUCAAAUAUCAAGAAAGACACUCCAAAAUCUCCAAGAUUCGUCGGCAGACGACAAAGCUUGAUCGAGGACGCACGCAAGGAGAGGGAAGCCGCCGCUGCAGCGGCAGAGGCUGCAGAGGCCAGUGAACAGAUAGUGUUUGAGGAAGACGACGGAAAAGCGCUUCUCAACAUUUUCUUUACUUUAAGAAACUCCAAGACACCUGUCCUUUCGCGGACACUCAAAGUUUUCGAGACAUUUGAAGCUAAGAUUCACCAUCUGGAGACGCGACCAUGCCGGAAACUCAAAGACAGCCUGGAGGGCCUGGAGUACUUUGUCCGCUGUGAAGUGCACCUCUCGGACGUCAAUACUCUGAUCAGCUCCAUCAAGAGGAACUCAGAAGAUGUUAAAACCACCAAAGAAGUCAAAUUCCACUGGUUCCCAAAGAAAAUUGCAGAUUUGGACAAGUGUCACCAUCUGGUCACCAAAUUUGAUCCAGACUUAGACCAUGACCAUCCAGGCUACACAGAUCCUGCCUACAGACAGAGGAGGAAAAUGAUUGGGGACAUUGCCUUCAGAUACAGAUAUGGGCAGUCGAUCCCCAGAGUGGAAUACACAGAGGAGGAGAUCAACACAUGGCGAGAAGUAUAUUCAACCCUGAGGGACUUGUACACCACCCAUGCCUGCAGUGAAUACCUCGAGGCCUUUCGUCUGCUAGAGAGGCAUUGUGGGUACAGUCCAGACAACAUUCCCCAGUUGGAAGAUGUGUCAUGCUUCCUCAAAGAGCGCACAGGAUUUCAGCUGCGUCCAGUGGCAGGUCUGCUCUCAGCCAGAGAUUUUCUGGCCAGUUUGGCAUUCCGAGUGUUCCAGUGCACCCAGUACAUCCGACAUGCUUCCUCACCUAUGCACUCUCCAGAGCCUGACUGUGUCCAUGAAUUGUUGGGCCAUGUGCCCAUGCUGGCUGAUCGCACUUUUGCCCAAUUUUCACAGAAUCUUGGUUUGGCUUCACUGGGGGCUUCGGAUGAAGAUAUUGAGAAACUGUCCACGCUCUACUGGUUCACAGUUGAGUAUGGCUUAUGUAAACAAAAUGGUGAGGUCAGGGCUUAUGGAGCUGGACUGCUUUCCUCUUAUGGUGAACUUGUGCACUCUCUGUCGGAUGAACCAGAGACAAGAGAGUUUGAUCCAGAAGCUGCAGCAGUUCAGCCCUAUCAAGACCAGACAUACCAGCCUGUUUACUUUGUUUCUGAGAGUUUUUCAGAUGCCAAGGAGAAAUUCAGGACAUAUGUAGCUGGCAUCAAGCGUCCCUUCUCAGUCAGGUUUGAUCCAUACACCAGCAGUAUUGAAGUCCUGGACAACCCAAUGAAGAUCCAAGGAGGCCUGGAAGGAGUGAAGGAUGAGCUUAAGGUGCUGACAGAUGCCCUGAGUGUGUUGUCAUGAUGAUGCCCUGUCACCUUUUACCAUCCUCCUGUUGUUUCCUUUCCUCCCCGCCAACUCCAUGCUGUCCAAGAUUGCCAGUGUGUUCAUCUUUCUGUGCAGUACCUGCUUGUAUGAAUCCGAGUCGUUGCUUGUUGUGGUUUGCUGGUUGGCCAGCAAGGUUGCAGCCAUUAAAACCUCAAAAUUCAGCGCUGACAAGCUUUCCAAAGAUCUUAAAUGCUUCGCUGGGUGUGACUGUGUUUGUGAAAUGAUGGAGUUUUACUGAUUGGUCCAUUCAUGCUUUUAAAGUGUAUUGUUUGAGAAAUGUGUCAAAACUGGAGUCAAAAUCAAGAGUAACUGAUUAUGAAUGUAUUAAAAGAAAACUAAACAAGUAUGGUAUAGCUAUUUUAAAAUGAAAAAACACAAGGGUGUAUAUUUUAAUCAUUUAUGUAGAAAAUAAAAUACAUCUGUAAUUGCUCUGUCAAAAGCUUUAUUUUCCAGAUAUGUGAAUUUAGUAUUGGAGUAAUUAAACUCAUGGCUUUAAUAUGCUGUUCUGGUCUUGCAGUGUAUUUUAUGCUGGUUUUGUCUUGAAGUGUAAAUGCAUAAUAAAAGAAAAAAAAAAGAAAACAUACUUUCCAUGUAAUAAAACU
This is a messenger RNA of Archocentrus centrarchus (flier cichlid), 2293 nucleotides long. RefSeq names its product tyrosine hydroxylase (gene th). Gene Ontology annotation, molecular function: iron ion binding; tyrosine 3-monooxygenase activity. NCBI's taxonomy places the organism in Eukaryota, Metazoa, Chordata, Actinopteri, Cichliformes, Cichlidae. The record is from RefSeq and is a predicted model, not a curated record. Gene Ontology annotation, biological process: dopamine biosynthetic process from tyrosine. The transcript has 14 exons. The coding region runs from base 102 to 1667 and encodes 521 amino acids. Gene Ontology annotation, cellular component: axon; perikaryon; cytoplasm.